CUGUUAUGGCCACUAGGGGCGGUGAUGCGUCUAAACCAUGAUACUCGUUACCGUUCAAUCCAAGAAGAAGAAGACGAAGAAGAAGAAGAAGAAGAAGAAGAAGACGACAAUAGCGACAAAUUAAUAUAUACACGGGAUUGAGAUGAGGCAGCGAGUCUUCACCGGGGUUGUGACACAGCUGCAGGACCGCCAUGGGACUGUAGACCGGGAUGUACGCUUUGCAAUGAGUGCUGUAGUAGGCAGAGCGCCGCUGGUUGGCGAGAAAGUGCUGGUGAAGGCGGUGCAGGAUCCUUCGCAGUCUGUCAAGUGGACAGCACAAAGAGUGCAGGUGCUCAAUGGCCAGCCAUUUAAGUCUCCUCCGCCGCUGCUACACUCCACGACACCAAACCUGACGCCGGGCAUUUUGGGAAACAAGCGUCAACCACUGCUAAAGUCACCUCAGAUACCACCACUGAUUCCUGGCAUGCAGCCGAAUCCAGGUGGCAUGCUUCAGAUGCCCCACCAUCAGAAGCUGCCGUGGUCUGCUCCCUGGAGUGGGGGAAGCAGGAAGAGACAUAAUGAGGUCGUGGCUGGGCGGAGAGGCCGACACUGGGAGGAAGCCAGUGGCUCUUGGGGAGCCGACAACGCACACCAGAAGAGGCGACGAUGGAAAGCCCCGUCUGAGGAGGAAACAUCCAAAAAGAGCACCUCUCAAACCAGCACGAGCUCUCCUUUCUUCUCCUUUUUCCCACGAGACAGUCAGGCCUGUGAUAAUCUGGAGCUACAGCGGCGCUACCCACACCUCCACGCUCCUCUGUCUCUCUUUCACGUGCAGCUUUGCUGGCCUGAGAGCUUCCCUUCCAGCCAGCCACUUCCUCUCGCAGGGCCCUGUCAUUUCCACGUAGGCUCGCAACAACCUAAGACAGAACCGACUCCAUCUCCAGACUCCACAGACAACUCCAUCUUCUCUGUUAAGGUGCUGUUACUGUCCAUGCCUGGCAUUGAGGACUUCUACACUCAGUGUUGUAACUAUGCAGAGGACGGGAAGGCACAUGGAGAUGCUGUCCACCCUACAACACUGUUCAAGUUUCUAUUACUGGACAAAGCAGGAGAGCUGCAGCUCCCUGGAGGUUCAUGGUCCAAAGAGGACGGGUCCAAUCCGGCCAAAGACAGCAGCGUCAUCAUACACACCGCAGUGCGCUGUGUGAUGGAUCAGACGGCACUGGACCUUUCAGCUUGUACACAAUGGCAUAAAAUGACCGAGCUGAGAUUACUUUCUGGGGAUACAGUGGAGACCGUCGUCAUCUUGAUGCCAGAUGUGUGGAAUCUAGUCCCGACAGCAGAAGAGUGGGCCAAGUUACAGGAAGCACGAGGGGAAGAUGAGUCUUCUCUCCCUGAUGUGCCCUCACUGGUAGUCCAACCCACUGCAGGGUUCACACUGUCUACAGUCUCUCUCUCAUCUCUAUUAGAGCCACGGAUGUCACACAGCAGAGAUACAUUUGAGGUGGGUUUGGUAAGUGAGCUCUUCAGCGAGAUGCUCCAGAGGGAUUUUGGUCUGCAGCUCUACCACUCCCUCUGCAGCCUGCCUCAGACUCCGAAUCCGACUCUUCCUGACUCGGAAAUACAAGCAGAGGACAGCAGCGCUGCCCUGGAUGAUGAGGCAAAAAAGACGAGUAAGGACAUGAGAAAGAAAGGAGCAAGUGAUGCCAAGAAAACAGCAAACAAAGAAGGGGAGGAAGAGGAAGAGACCAAAAUGGAGGAUGAACAGGAAGAGAUUGAACACCAGGCAGAGGAUCAAGAAGAGGCUGAGAGCCAGGCAGAGGUUGAAGAAACACUGACCGCUGAUGUACUUGACAGUCAGUCACUCAAAGACAUAGAGCUUCCCCGUAGGGUCCUUUUAUCCUGGGUGUUUUUCGACAGGCAGCUCUCUGGCUCCCUGAGAGAAGAGGACGUUCAGAACAUCCUGCUCUCCCUGGGGCUCUACCUCACCACUGCUCAGGCACAGGAUCUGGUCAGAAAGAUGUCAGUGGAUGGGAAGUGCAUGUACCGUAAGCUGUGCUCACGCUGGACCGACACAGACGAGGUGGCCUGUGACCUCAGUGCCGAGGGAAAUAAAUCCCUGCUUCCGGGCCUGCCUCGUAAGGAGAAGGGCUCUUCCCGUCGCUCAUCCAGCACCGCUAACCCAGAUGUUGUAAACUACAAAGGGACCGUUCUGAACAUCCCCAACCUGUUGCAGCAUCUCGAGAGCAGCAAAGCAGCACAGCACGAGAUGGAGAAACGGCUCGCUUAUCUGCAGGCAAUACUCGAGGAAGCCAAGUCGAAGCCAGUCUCAGAUGAACAGGAGCAGCUGAAGAGCAGGUUAGAGAAAGUCGAAGCACUCAACAAAACCUAUGAGAAGAAUCUAAAAGAGAACGCGGGCCACAUGCUCACUGUCAUCGAGAAGAUGCAGAAAAUGGUAGAUCAGACAACAAGCCUUACAAGGACAAAGGACGUGAAAGGAGACAAAGACUAACAGUUUCUUCGAAUGGCAAAAAGUGAACAGGGGCAUUUUAAAAACCUCGAAACCAAUUUAUUUUUCACCUCUUUUAAAUCUCUUUUGGGAUAUUAAUGGAGUUGUACAUUUUUAUUUUCAAAACCUCAAAAUGCUCAGCUUGGCAUUUCAGUGGCACGCUUGGCAAAAGUUUGAUUUUGUUUAAAAAAAAAAAAAAAGAAAAAGAAAAACAAAAUGAAAUCAUGUUUGAGUAGCAUCUUAAAGCCUGCACAAAUGUAUUCAACUGGGAAAGUUAAUGUCUUUAUAUUUAGUGUAUUAUUGUUUGCUUUACUCCGUUUAAUCCCAUAAGUAGGAGAAUGAUAUUAAAAUGUUGACUUUUGAGUUGUUAUUUUUUUUCUUUCUAGUUUUGGUCCUCUUGUGUAAAAACAUGAAUUUGCGAUAUUUAUAUUUGCCAUCAGUGCUGCUGAGACUGAAGGGUCCCUUGUUGCAGAUUUAACCUAAUGGUCCUAAUAAAAAUCACUGUUGUUGUCAGGAAUUGCUCGGACUACUGCAAUAACAGAAAACUAAAAACAGUGAUAAACCUGACCCUGCUUCGCCACUUGCCUGGGGUUGCUAUAACGUGGCUUCUGGGCUUUUUUUCCCUUAAUUUAUGAGUGUCACUCAAUUUGAUGAUUGUCACGUUUUGAGUUCUUGUUUGCACUCCUGUAUCAACACCAACAAUAAAAAAUGUCAUUGUGAAUUGUAA
This is a messenger RNA of Pangasianodon hypophthalmus (striped catfish), 3215 nucleotides long. It is a transcript of the gene ccar2, whose product is annotated as cell cycle and apoptosis regulator 2. Gene Ontology annotation, molecular function: RNA polymerase II complex binding. Gene Ontology annotation, biological process: regulation of DNA-templated transcription; RNA splicing. The transcript is spliced from 18 exons. The record is from RefSeq and is a predicted model, not a curated record. Lineage: Eukaryota; Metazoa; Chordata; Actinopteri; Siluriformes; Pangasiidae. Bases 143 to 2491 code for a protein of 782 amino acids. Gene Ontology annotation, cellular component: DBIRD complex; nucleus.